Messenger RNA from Penicillium griseofulvum, 1230 nucleotides. RefSeq names its product Aromatic prenyltransferase, DMATS type. The record is from RefSeq and is a predicted model, not a curated record. NCBI's taxonomy places the organism in Eukaryota, Fungi, Ascomycota, Eurotiomycetes, Eurotiales, Aspergillaceae. The transcript is spliced from 3 exons. Gene Ontology annotation, biological process: alkaloid metabolic process. Gene Ontology annotation, molecular function: transferase activity, transferring alkyl or aryl (other than methyl) groups. Bases 1 to 1230 code for a protein of 409 amino acids.
AUGACUGUCAAUCCUCCCAUCCCAUCAGUGAAAGCUGGAGGCAAUGCUGUCUCCAAUAACUCGACUCCACCUUUGAAGUGCUUUGCCUUUCAGAACCCCACUGAGCAGGCUUGGUGGGAUAAGACGGGACCAUUACUGGCAAAAGUCCUGCAGUCCGCCCAGUACAGUGUUCAAGAUCAAUAUCUUUACAUGACGCUGUAUAGGACUGUGCUGAUUCCACGACUCGGCCCACACCCCCAUACCUGGGACUCGUUCAUCACAUAUUCUGGAAUUCCAGUGGAAUUCAGCAUCAACUUCCAGCAACAUGGGGCUCCAACAGCUCGGAUCGGAUGGGAGCCUGUGAGCCAGCAGUCCGGUUCGGCAGCAGACCCGAUCAAUCAUGACACUGUCAGACGGGCAAUCGACACAAUGUCCCAACUCAAUCUCAAGGGCUUCGACACCAAGUUCCUCCAUCAUAUGAUAGGAUCCCUCACUGCCACCCCGGAAGAAGCCGCCGAGGUUGGUCGCGAUCAAUUGUAUCUUACUAGGAUGAAGAACCAAGUGUCCUUCGGGCUUGAUCUCAAAGGCGGAGAAGUCUCUGUAAAGUGCUACUUGUAUCCGUCCCUGAAGUCGCACUUGACCGGCAAAUCUUUCAGACAAUUGUUGAACGACGCGGUCCAGUCUCUCGGCAAUGAGGUCUCGUACCCUGCUUUGGAUACUAUCCACGAAUAUCUGGAGGGUGCAGGGCUGUACAACCAGUAUUCCUUCAUCGGCAUUGAUUGUACUACCGCUUCCAAGUCUCGACUCAAAGUUUAUAACACAAUUCAAGAUGUGACAUGGUCCAAGCUACGAGACAUAUGGACUCUGGGCGGUCGCUUUGAAUCCCAUGCCACCACUCAGCGAGGGAUGCAGUUCAUCCAACAAUUCUGGAAGCUUCUCACUUCGGAUCAGGACAAAAUGGGUGUUGGAAUCUGGAGCUACGAACUGGCGCCCGGAAGUACCGACUUCCCCAACCCCAAGUAUUAUUUUAUUAUGCACGGCAUGAAUGAUAUGGAAAAUGCUCAGGCGAUUGUCAAGUUCUACGAUUCCCUUGGAUGGCAUGACUUGGCUGCAAGCUACAUCGAUUCAGUCAAAGGAUACUUCCCGAACUUUGAAUCUGGGGAGACGUCGAACUUGAUACAAUAUGUCUCAAUGGCGUAUUCGGAGAAGACAGGCAUGUAUCUGAGUGUUUAUUACCACAGUUCCCUCUAG